Messenger RNA from Frankliniella occidentalis (western flower thrips), 2576 nucleotides. Its product is annotated as zinc finger protein Xfin-like. Gene Ontology annotation, molecular function: DNA-binding transcription activator activity, RNA polymerase II-specific; RNA polymerase II cis-regulatory region sequence-specific DNA binding. The transcript has 3 exons. Gene Ontology annotation, biological process: regulation of transcription by RNA polymerase II. The record is from RefSeq and is a predicted model, not a curated record. Lineage: Eukaryota; Metazoa; Arthropoda; Insecta; Thysanoptera; Thripidae. The coding region runs from base 413 to 2173 and encodes 586 amino acids. Gene Ontology annotation, cellular component: nucleus.
CCUGCCGCCUCACUUCGCCAUCGGCUGGCGCUGCAGCCGGACGACGAGCGGAGCGGCGACCUAACCUCCAAAUCACUCCCGGUGUGGCGGAUUUUCGCUAAGUUAGUUCAAGUGCCCGAGGGCUUCUCGCCUGCGGCGCGCGUGCCCUGAGAGGCCUGUGAUUUGUGCUUCGCUCUUUGGUAAUUGGACUCUUGGAAUACCGCCCAGAAACUGAAGGAAGCUAAUUUUUCCUGACUUCAGACAAGCUCAAGCUGAAGCAGUCAGCAAGCUUAGCCUAGCGUCGCUUUCAACAAGGUUCGAACAGGAGUCUACGGCCGCUGGAGACACCACUGUUUGGCUGCGAGUGACAUUUCAUGCUGUUACCCUAUCCGAGGGACGGAGAGAAUGGCGUAGGUGAAGAACUAAACGAGAUAUGCUUUUGGACGCACCGACCAUGUGUCGAGGAAAUGAAAAACCCUUUGAGGCCUUUGGCGACGACGAUGGUGUGGGGAGGCUGCAUUCAGGACUGCAGUGCUCGCAGUGCCCCAUCACCUUUAAGUCCCACAGCCUUCUCCGCCGGCACCUCAUCCGCGCGCACGAAGAGGUGAUGCUCUACGGCUGCACGGACUGCCUGCGGAUGUUCACCAGCGUGUAUGAACUUCAAGAGCAUCGUAGUACAGCGCACAUUAACGGUUGUGGUAAGCCUGUGCUCUGUCCCGAGUGUCCCAAAUCAUUCUCCUCAGAGAGAUCGCUUCAUCAACACAGACGCUAUCAUAGAGAGUCGGAGUUAAUACCGUGCCCCAUGUGUGAUGUGAAGUUUAGGUACCCUGGGGAGCUUAGGGCUCACUUGGCUGUUCAUUCUCAAGCGAGACCAUUCCAGUGCCAUUUGUGUGAAAAGGCUUUUAAAUACAAGCGUAACCUCCAGAAGCACUUCCUAACUCAUACGGGGCUGAAACCACACGAGUGCCACCUCUGUGGCUGUAGGUAUGCAGAACGAAGUAGCCUAACAAAACAUCUGAGGUCUCAUUCCACGCCUGGUGGCAGACCCUUUAGCUGUGAUGUCUGUCGUAAAAGAUUUGCUGAUCAUUUCCAGCUUUCUGCUCAUUUAGAAAGUCAUAUUAAUUCAUCCAUGACUGCCAUCACUUCUAAUGCUCCCCUCUACGAGCAGUUUCCCCCUUCAAACAGUUUCACCAAUGCUCUACAGGAACCUCUGCAAUUGAAACUUGAACUGUCAGAAAUCAAAAAAGAAUUGUUUGUACCAGGUGAUCUUCUGAAAAAAUCGUUCGACUGCACGGAGUGUCCUGAGACAUUCGAAAGAAGAAGUGAUUGGCUUCGGCACUUCCGUAUUCACAGGGGGUCCCGGCCAUACAAAUGUACUGAGUGCUGGAAGACAUUUCGUGAAUCGAGUGACUUACGAAAUCACUUGUUUGAUCACACGAAAGAACUUUGUGAUUCUUUUAGUAAUGACUCAAAUGAUUCGUGUUUUGCUACUAGUGAUGAGCUGGAGGACAUUACAGAUGUGACUUCGGGUGAUUCUCUACACCUUAACUCUACAAAAAUUGUUGAUGAUAUAAGUGAUCAUAUAUCCCUUGAUUUAACAGAGCCAACUAGUGAUGGAAUGGAUGACAGUAUGAAUUACUGUGAUUUGACUGACAGCUUACGUGAUGAUCUAAGUGAUGGAGGCUUUAGCGAGUGGUCUGGUGCUUUAAGACAAUUACAUUUUCGCAAAAAUUCAAAACCUCAUAAAUGUCCAAUGUGCCGCUUGCGGUUCCGUCAAGUCAACCAUUUACUUCGGCACUUGGACACUCAUCUUCCAAACAGACCUUAUAAAUGCCUAGAGUGUAACCAGUCAUUCAAGCGAUCAGACCAUUUGCGUAGGCAUAUGUUAACUCACAAUGCUAGGGAAAAACCCUUCAGAUGUUCACAGUGCCCGGAACAGUUUGUAUCGGCUCAUUACUUAGGUCGCCACAUGCGUAGCCAUGCAGGAGACAAGCCGUACUCCUGUAAAUAUUGUGAAUAUAAUUUCCGGAGCCCCAGUUCGUUAGAAAGGCAUCUUCGAGUCCACAAUGACAAGACGUCAAAAAGAUUAGGAACCACCCCAAAUAGCAAGACCUUCAAGUGUACUGAAUGUUUACUUAAGUUCCGCAAGAAAAAAUCGCUGAUGAAGCAUCUUCUGGAGCACCUCGGGCGUUGAACUUUUGCGUCUAUUGUUGGUCCAUUUCUUAACUUAUUUGUAUUCGUAUUAUUGUGUAAGAAAAAUCCUUUGACGUUACUGCCGCUGAAAAAUUAAAUUCAGUGCUUCCACGAUGCUUGGUUUUAUUGUUAUUAAAGGUCAGACACAUUUUAAAAACUAAGUUUGGCGAAGAGCUAAAAAAUUGUUCCUCUCAUUAAGAACGUAAUUUUAGAAAAAUAUGUCUAGAAACGGGGUGACUUCCGUAUUAUAAGUUAAGUCUACUGUAAGUUUUGUAUUUAUUAUGUGAUUGUUUUUACGUUACGUUCAUGUUUGAGUUCCCCACAGUGUCUUGCAGUAGUUAAUUUUAAUUACAAAUUUCUUUUUUGAAACUUUUAAAAAUAAAUUAGACUUUUGUUCAAAACUA